AUGGCCUCUUUACCUAUUUUCCGCAGGUGUGCGCUGUCGCAUUGCCGCUCUUCCGCACGGGCAGCAUCUCCCAUUUACCUGGAUUUCCUCGCCCCGUCAACAUUGAAACACAGCCAAUGUCGGCAGGCUUCGACUACCGCCAGCACCUCUGACGAUUCCAAGCCUCUAUAUGUUCUCAGCAAACAGCAACGAGAGUUUAUGGACAGUGCCUUGCGAGUGAAUCAAGCUGGUGAACUCGCUGCGACGCUUAUAUAUACUGCACAAACUCCUCAAAUCGUACGAUCCUACCCACACCUCCGGCCUCUGAUGAAACACAUGUACGACCAAGAAGCAGGCCAUCUUCAGACCUUUAAUCAACUUGUCGCAAAGCACCAGGUCCGUCCAACCGCCAUGUAUCCAGCAUGGGAGCUAGCGGCCACAUUCUUGGGUUGGUCCACUGCAGCAUUGGGUCGCGAAGCCGCGAUGGCGUGUACCGAAGCGGUAGAGACUGAGAUUGGAUCACACUACAACGAUCAAGUGAGAGAGAUUCUCUCAUGGGAGGCAGAUGCCGAAAAACGUGGUGAACGGUUGGAUGAUGAACUCAAGGAAAUGUUGGCCACAUUCCGCAGAAUUCGCGACGAGGAACUAGAACAUCUCGAUCACGCCGUGGCCAAUGACUCAAAGGAAGCGAAGCCCUAUGAUCCGCUUGUCGAUGUCAUUCGCCUUGGUUGCAGGACUGCUAUCAAGAUCAGCGAGAAAAUCUGA
Molecule: messenger RNA, 744 nt
Organism: Penicillium paradoxum
Lineage: Eukaryota; Fungi; Ascomycota; Eurotiomycetes; Eurotiales; Aspergillaceae
Product: demethoxyubiquinone hydroxylase family protein
Exons: 1
Coding region: 1-744 (247 amino acids)
Biological process (GO): ubiquinone biosynthetic process
Cellular component (GO): mitochondrial inner membrane
Molecular function (GO): 3-demethoxyubiquinol 3-hydroxylase activity
Source: RefSeq, a predicted model, not a curated record